UACACAAGGUGGGUAAUGUGUCAUUUUUUCUCGCUGUUGUUUUCCGUCAAGUCUGUUAAUCCAGACUGACUCAGUGAUUCUGAAAUCAGUAACUGUGUAUAUGUAGACAAAACUGACGAGACCUAUAUCUAGUUCCUUCCGGUAGCAUGGCCAAUGCAGUGAAGGAUUUUGUUCGAAAUGGCCUGUCAUCUUUAUUUGGAAGAAAGAAUUUCAGUAGCCACGGUAGUCAAGAAUACCUUCAUGUUGAAAAUCAAGAAGAUAGCGAUGACGGUAUUGUUUAUCCAAGCGAGGAGAUGCAAAGGAAAAGCGAUGGGAAAGGCGAGGAUACAAGUACAGUAAAUGAGGAAAAAUCUGAGAAAACUUCCGCUUUGCAAGCGGCUUGGAAUGUUCUCAAUUUAAUUCAAGGUCAGCGCUAGUCAUAGUCAUAUUUAAAAGCGAACGAAAAAGUUCUAUGAUGUGCUUAAUGUGUGGAUAUAUGUUUAAAAGAGAGUGCACUGGAAAAUCAAACCCUUUGUUUGUCCUCAUAAAUGAGGGUCAUUGAUUUUAGGUUGAAAAUUGAACCAUCUUUUACACCGAAUAUCAUGUUCGAAAAAUUGUGACCAACAGCCACGACGUAAGGUCAGUGCAUAAAAGAGUCCCUUGAACGUAUGCAGAAAAAAGUAUAAUUCGGUUGCCUUAAAAAAUCAGGCUCGCAAGUAUUUCUUUUCCCUAUACUACAUUUAAAUGUGGUUAAUUUGGGCCACGAAGCAAGACGCAUAUCAUAUUUUCAUAUCUUUUGCGUUCUUGAGGCUGGCACAACUUUGGAAAAUCAGAAAUGGAAGGUUCAUCCUGAGAUUUGUGGUUUGAGAUUUUUGGUUUCCCGGAAAAAAAAAAUAAUAAUGAUAAUAACUUUAAGGAGGACAUAUGUUUAGUUGAAUCAUGCAGAUUUUAUUGCAGGUUAAUGCAACAAAAAGGGAUAAAAAGAGAAACUACUCCAAUUCCAAUUAUAUUAAAAAAUAAUUAGAAUCUACCGUGAAGAGAAUUCAAUUAAACGCUAUGUAUUAUUUAUCGCGUAAUAGAAGUCGAAAGUAUGUUAAAGAAAUCCCUUUUAUGGGUCCAUCAAUUUUCAUAAGACUGAAUUAAAUCAGUAAAGUACCGGCCUUUUGGGCUUUACCUUCUAAAGGGGGUUACUCUUUCGUCUAAAUCGUUUUUGGUUCAUUGUGACAUAACAACGAGCGACCUAUGUUUGAAAAAAAUCAAACAACAAUGCCUUUAAAUAAUCAUUUCCCUUAUAUGAAUAUUUUAUAGAGACCGUAACUGAGAACUUCGAAAAGAAAUUUCAUAAAACCCAAAUCGCAUUAUUAUUUCUUGAAGGAAUAUUCGAUAUUUUAAGUUUAGAGUCAGAGAAAGAUGACUUUCUGCCUCUGAGGUACUGUCUUGUUUAAUAUUAUGUGAAAAAAGCGAACCUUCACCUUAUAAAAUAUUAAGUACACUGAGGGUUGAAAGUGAAUUAUUUUUCAACUGUGAAAUCCAAACAAUGUGAAUCGAUGCCAAUUUUUUUAAAUAGGAAAACAAAUUUUGAAUUGCUGCUUUAAGUCGCCCACGAACGGUUUUUCCCACUCCACGAAAGUUCGACAAUUUUUCGCUCAUUAAAAUUUUUCCAGUCUUUCGAAACAUAAUUACACAUGUACACUCAUUUAUUUAUUCACACCGUAAAGCUUGAGCACUGAACAGAACAAAAAAGGCUUUACAAAGCAAAUGCUAAUUAAACUGUUAAAAAAUUCUCUUUUUGCCAGUCCCUAAAGUUCAUCAACGCAGAAACUAGCUGUUGCGAGAAACAAAAACUGUUUUCAAUAUAGUGUCAGACAGCUGUCACCUAAAUAAAAGUCGUUUAAUUUCUAAGAUAAAAAAAAAAGCGUUUUGGAAUUUUUUUGAGGUUUGCUUCAUUUAACACGCCAAAAAAUUGUUUUCCUUUUUCUUCUCUUUUUCUUUUUUUUGUAACCAAUUAGAAGACAACAGCUCAUAGGAAUCAUAUAUUUGAUUUUUGGUUCGUAAGAGAGCUAACCAGAUCCCCGCUAAAGGAAUAAGAAAAAAAAAAAGGAUAUUUAUCUGAACUGGAAAAUUCAAAGGCGAACCACUUCUCCUUUACUUCAAGUUAGAAAUUUCUUUUUCGGCAAAAAUUCACGUAUCCAACAACCUGAAAGAAACGUCGGUUAACUUAACCGAAAUUCUACAAGACACUGAUUUAAAGGGCAGAAGCUAAUUAAACAAGGACAUAAGUUUCCUUUUGUCCGCAACUUGUGCCCACAAUAGGUUGCAGCUGCCUUGAGAAAGAGACAUUUGGUCUGUGGCCCUCAACCUCCCCUCCUUAGUAACUAAGAAACCGCUCAUGAGAGGGUCACCACACAGAAUGAUGCACUCAUCAUUUCCAACAUCUAGGCCUAACUUGAUUGACACGAUGACGUAAUUUUGAACUUACUGGCAGAGUCCAAAUUUUAUCAAUAAUUUUCCCCUUCAAGUGGCCAUAAAUUUAGAUUUAAAAUUGGUUCCGAGGGGUAUAACACUAUAACGCCAUGAUACGUAAGACUGACCAAGGGUCCUUAGAUAAGCUGCAAAGGCGUGCCGCCAGUAUUAAUGAAGGCUACACAGUUUCACAACGGCAAAUAUCUCGCACAUGCGGUUGGCCUACGCUCCAGUACCGCCGGGACUAUCUAGAGUAAAUGCUAGUGUUUAACAGCCUUCAUGGCCUGGCUCCAGCAUAUGAAUUUAGCCUAUAACACGCGCCAUAGAGAUUUGGUCCGCCUGCCCCUAGCUAGGACAACUAAGUGCCAGGGCUCCUUCAGUUUCAGCGGAGCCAAGAUCUGGAACACACGUCCUCUCGACCUGAGGAGCGAGCAUGAUAUUAAAACGUUUACGUUUGGCCGAAAAAGGCACUUUAGAUCUAAGCCUAACUGAGCCUCCCUUACUUAUGUUAUACUUAGUUCUACCAUUUUUUAUCCUUAUUUGUCUUGUGUUUUGUUUUCUUUUUCAUCAAGGUUCCAUUCAAACCAGCCUCGCUAACUGGGCACCCCUGACUAAAUAUUGUUUAAAAUAAAUAAAAUAUGAAUGCUUUCCACCCGAAAGGUUUUCUUUUAAUGUGAGCAAAUAGCUCAUCUCAGCUUUCAUCUCUUUCUCUCUCCAGUAGGAGAUCGUUUUAUUAUUUUUAAACACAUUUUGGUAAAUAUUGCUAACACUAUGGUUACGAGAUAUAACGGCGGGAUCGAGCUAUUUUUAGACUGAAAUGCGAGAUUUAUUCGUGCAAAUUCGUAUCAAACAGUACCAAAAAAGGAAAGCAAUAAGUCUCAUGACAAUAUCCAGAGACCUUUGGCAUGAAAAAAUGUUUAGUUUCUACAUCAUUUGGAUGAAAGUGAAUUUUCAAGCAAUCCAUGCUGGCGGCCAUUUGAAUAACGUCUCCGGCUACCAUAAUACUUAUAAUAACUUUUGGAACUCAUUUUGGGUUAAUCUUAUGAAAAUACACUAACAUAAACUUAAGAGUCAUUAAUGCUUCUAAUUCUUCAAUUGCAGGGACCGGUACACUUGGCGUUCCGUUUGCUGUGAUGCAAGGUGGAUAUAUGUCACUGGUCGCCAUUGUGGUUAUUUCAUUGAUCACGAAUUACACUGGGAAACUUAUUAUCGAAUGUUUAUACGAGAAGCCGUUUAAUGAUCAAGGCACGCGGGGAGUCCGUGUAAGGAAUAGCUACGCAUUAAUAGGUAACACCGAUUUUGCAGUAAAAAAUAACUUGUAAGAUUAUGGAUUCGUAUAAGAAUUAAUGGCCUCCUCAUUUCUCGAUCUAAUCUCCAAGCAAGCGAAACUGACCGCCGCAGUAAGCGCGUUCUCGUUCUACAUGCAAAACGAAACGAAUCAGGAUGAAGUUGAUCUCACUCCAGAGAACAUUCCCGGGGCGAGCUUUAGUGAAAAAGAGAUAGAACCAUAAUUUUUUCUAUCUCCUCUUCACUAAAGCUAGCACCACGAAAGUCCUCUGGAGUAAGAUCGACUUGAUCGUCCGCCAUAUUAGUUAUUUCAAAUUUGCUGCGAGGGUUAUUGAGCCUCACUUUGAUGCAACUUCCGUUUUUUUUUUCUUUUUCUGGAAUCGGAGUAUUAGCUGAGCUUUUUUGCUCUCAUUUCCCCAAUUUUUUUUUUAGGAAAAGCCUGCUGGAAAAGGUAUGGCUCAGGAGUCGUCUACGCUGCUCAAGUAAUGCAACUUUCUUGCGCAUGCGUACUGUACCUACUGCUCGUGGCCGACUUUUUCAACGACCUGUUUGAACACCACUCGCUAUCGUAUUCAGUGUGGACCGUCAUUGCGGGUUUUAUUCUUCUGCCUUCGGUGUUUUUGAACCAGCUUAAGCGUAUCUCCUGGCUGAGCAUGUUCAGUGUGGUUGCGCUUGUUAUGGUCUAUGUUGCUGUUAUUGGCUUUGGUGUUGUCAAUCGUUACAACUGGAAUUUCAACCUUGGCGUAACCACCCUUGAGGGCUUCCCCGUCGCCUGGGGGAUCAUUCUGUUCAGUUUUGUGUGCCAUCCAUAUCUUCCAGGUAAUAUGAUUGUUCAUGAAUAUUACAAAGGUGUUCUAAGGGACCCGUCAUUAUUUAUCACCUGAGGGGUGGGGAGGGGGGAUUUGGGGCUAAACAAGGUGACAUUUAGCCGAUUCCCCCUUUGCAUGUCACUUCACUGAAGUGACCCCCCCUAAUAACAUUUGAUGACUUUCGCUAUCCUCCCCCAUGCCUUUAUUUUCCAAGCAAAUUUGAGUGGUCCCGACCUCUGAAUCCUGCCAAAGUUUUCAUUGAUCAAGACAGUCUCGAGUACACGCUGUGGAUUCAGGAUUCCUCGUACUGGAUUAGGGAUUCUUUGUCAGUGGAGCUUGAAUUCCAGAUUCCUUGUGCUGAAUAUUCCGGAUUCCAUAGAAAAGAUUUCCAUGGUUCCUGAUUUUACAAGCAAAAACUUCCCAGAUUCCAGAAUCCGGCUUACCUUACAUGUUACAAAAGUUCACUUUCACACCCGUCCUUCGACUGUGACGACGAAAUGUUAUUGUUUUUGAUCAAAAGUAAAUUCAAAAGGAUAAGAAGCAAUUUCUUUAUCAUCUGGAUACAAAAUACAGCACUAAAAUGUUGUUCAAUUUAAAAUGAUUAAAAAACAAGAAAGAAAAAAGAUUUAGACAUUUAACUUUCGUCAUUAUCAAGUCAAAACAUAUGUAUUUGUCCCAAUAGAUAUAUAUAGGAAAGUAUAUUUUCGAAUAUUAAGUAAAAGUUGCAAUGGCUGACUUCAACCUGUUCUACUACUCUGUUAGGAAGGCUCUAAUUUUGUCUAAAGUUUAUCUCAGACAUCGUUUUUUGGUUUUUAGGCAUAGAAGAGACCAUGGAGAAACCAGAGAAGUUUGACAGUGUCAUGAAUUAUUCUUUUCUUGGCUCAGCGGUCGUCAAACUCGUGUACGGCUUCAUAGCAGUACUCACAUUCAAGGAUCAAACGCAACAAGAAAUCUCCGAGAAUCUGCCCCCAGGCGCACUUCAGAACACCGCUAAUUCUCUCCUGGGGCUAAAUGGCAUGUUUUCGUACGCGCUUCCUUUGUUCACUCUUAUAACAAUUGUCCACAAAGCCCAGAUCACUUGCAUUCCGUCCUGCUUCCCAGACGAACAGCAUCCGCUGACUGUUAAAGAACGUGCAAUGAUCUACUCUCUGCGAUCUAUGUUUGUGGUAUUUACAGUGUUGGUGGCGGUUCUCUUGCCCCAGUUUUCUCUCCUGAUGGCAGUGAUUGGCAGCAUAUCGGGCGUGUUGCUGACUUUGGUGUUCCCGUGCCUGUUUGACGUCAUUCUUCAUCUUGACCACAUCAGCACGCGUCGUUAUGUCAUCAAUUUACUUAUCGUUUGUGUGGGGGUCUUAUCAGGUGGUUUUGGGUUUGUCUUUUCUCUUAUAGCGAUUAUGAAAAUAUAUCUCAAAUAA
Porites lobata is the source of this 5950-nucleotide messenger RNA. NCBI's taxonomy places the organism in Eukaryota, Metazoa, Cnidaria, Anthozoa, Scleractinia, Poritidae. The record is from the annotation of a GenBank genome assembly.